Messenger RNA from Mus caroli (Ryukyu mouse), 4748 nucleotides. The record is from RefSeq and is a predicted model, not a curated record. Lineage: Eukaryota; Metazoa; Chordata; Mammalia; Rodentia; Muridae.
GUUUUUGUCUGCCUAUAUGGGUUUAUGUCAGUUUAGUAAACUAACCCAUUUGUUGAAUCCAUCAAUGAUAUGGUAGUUUAAGAAUAGAGAAAUCAAAACUUGACAUUUUUUCUAUACAAGGCACAUAGUCUGUACAAUUGGCAAUAUGUGGGAAGUUUGUCUAUCAAAGCCUUCAGUAGGAAAAGGAGUGAGAAGCAAUAUUAUGCAUUCUAUACAGAGAGACUGCUGUGAUUUUAUCAAAAGGUAUUGGAGAUGGAAAGAUAAACAACUGUAUGAAAGCUGUCCUGGAGAGCCUCGUAUGUGAGUCAGAGCGACUUAUAGAGGGAGAAUGGGAGAGGAGCUCUCAAGUGUCAGCAGCCUUGACAUGGGAAGAGUGCAUAGCAUGGUCUAAAGUACGCAUCAGGGGCUUCCAAGUCUCAUGACGUGUGGGUGGGAGAUAGUUGGAGAGAGGAAUUAAGAAUAAGGACUAGGUUUUAAAAGGCAGUAGACUAGGUGUGAUAUCAGCAAAGUAGGACAAACGUGUCAUUUUCUCUCCUCUUACUAUUUCUGUACAUUGGGCAGUUGACUUUUCAUUGUCUGUCAAGGAAUUGAAAGUUUUUCUAAGGUAGUACAUACUAUCACUAAACCACUAGAUGUAUUUACCUUUUAAGGAAUUAUUACUUUUAUGAAUGAAAUACAAAUUUAGAUAUGAGACCCACCAAGCUUCAUAUUUUUAAACAACUAUUCUAUUUGUUUUAACCAGUUACCCAUGGGUGUAUUGUUUCCACAAUAAAACUUUUUCUACCAGAUGGUAUGGAAGCCCGACUUCGUUCAGAUGUCAUCCAUGCUCCAUUACCGAGUCCUGUAGACAAAGUUGCUGCUAACACUCCAAGUAUGUACUCUCAGGAACUAUUCCAACUUUCUCAGUAUCUACAGGAGGCCUUACAUCGGGAACAGAUGUUGGAACAGAAGUUAGCCACCCUUCAGCGGCUACUAGCCAUCACCCAAGAGGCUUCAGAUACUAGUUGGCAGGCUUUAAUAGAUGAAGAUAGACUCUUAUCACGGUUAGAAGUUAUGGGAAACCAGUUGCAGGCAUGCUCCAAAAAUCAAACAGAAGAUAGUUUACGGAAGGAGCUGAUUGCACUGCAGGAGGAUAAACACAACUAUGAAACCACAGCCAAAGAGUCCCUGAGGCGGGUUCUUCAGGAGAAAAUCGAAGUGGUUAGAAAACUUUCCGAAGUUGAGCGAAGUCUGAGUAAUACUGAAGAUGAAUGUACCCACCUGAAAGAGAUGAAUGAGCGGACUCAGGAAGAAUUAAGAGAAUUAGCCAAUAAAUACAAUGGAGCAGUUAAUGAAAUUAAAGAUUUGUCUGAUAAAUUAAAGGUAGCAGAGGGAAAACAAGAGGAAAUCCAACAGAAGGGACAAGCUGAGAAGAAGGAAUUACAGACGAAAAUUGAUGAAAUGGAAGAAAAAGAACAAGAGCUCCAGGCAAAAAUUGAAGCUUUGCAAGCUGAUAACGACUUCACCAAUGAAAGGCUGACAGCUCUGCAAGUACGGUUAGAACACCUGCAGGAGAAAACUCUUAAAGAAUGCAGCAGCUUAGGGACACAAGUUGAUGACUUCUUACCUAAAAUAAAUGGGAGCACAGAAAAAGAGCACUUGCUUUCAAAGAGUGGCGGGGACUGCACUUUUAUUCAUCAGUUCCUAGAGUGCCAGAAGAAGCUGAUGGUCCAGGGGCAUCUAACCAAAGUGGUAGAAGAAUCAAAGCUUUCAAAAGAAAAUCAGGCAAAAGCAAAGGAAUCUGACUUAUCAGAUACGCUGAGUCCAAGCAAGGAAAAAAGCAGCGACGACACCACAGACGCCCAGAUGGAUGAGCAAGACCUAAAUGAACCCCUUGCUAAGGUGUCUCUAUUAAAAGAUGACUUACAGGGUACCCAGUCAGAAACUGAGGCCAAACAAGACAUUCAGCAUCUUCGCAAAGAAUUGGUGGAAGCCCAGGAGCUAGCUAGAACAAGUAAACAAAAAUGCUUUGAACUUCAAGCUCUUUUGGAAGAAGAACGAAAAGCCUAUCGAAAUCAAGUUGAGGAAUCAGCUAAACAAAUACAGGUUCUUCAAGUCCAGCUGCAGAAGUUACACAUGGAUAUGGAGAAUCUCCAGGAGGAAAAGGACACGGAAAUCUCCAGCACAAGAGAUAAAUUGCUUAGUGCCCAAGAUGAGAUUUUGCUCCUUCGUCAAGCAGCAGCAGAGGCUGUGUCUGAGCGGGACACUGACUUUGUUUCCUUGCAAGAAGAGCUUAAGAAGGUCAGAGCGGAGCUUGAGGGCUGGAGGAAAGCAGCAUCUGAAUACGAGAAUGAAAUCAGAAGUCUGCAGAGUAGUUUCCAGCUUCGAUGUCAGCAGUGUGAAGACCAGCAAAGAGAGGAGGCAACAAGGUUGCAAGGUGAGCUGGAGAAGUUGAAGAAGGAGUGGGAUGUACUGGAAACGGAAUGCCAUUCUCUAAAAAAGGAGAACGUGUUGUUGUCUUCAGAACUGCAGCGACAAGAGAAGGAAUUGCACAAUUCUCAGAAGCAGAGUUUUGAACUCACGAGUGACCUCAGCAUCCUUCAGAUGACUAGGAAAGAGCUGGAGAAGCAAGUGGGAUCCUUGAAAGAACAACACCUUCGGGAUGCAGCUGACUUAAAAACUCUCCUCAGUAAGGCUGAAAACCAAGCAAAGGAUGUACAGAAAGAGUAUGAAAAGACACAGACUGUUCUCUCAGAACUGAAGUUGAAGUUUGAAAUGACUGAGCAGGAAAAGCAAUCAAUCACAGAUGAGCUCAAACAGUGUAAAGACAACCUGAAGCUGCUGCGAGAGAAAGGAAAUAAUCCCUCCAUAUUACAACCUGUCCCAGCCGUUUUCAUCGGCCUAUUCCUGGCUUUCCUGUUUUGGUGUUUCGGUCCAUUGUGGUAGAGAAAGAAACCCUGGCCCUGGAUGCCCAUGUUGGCGGCCCUGGUUGCGGUGACAGCUAUGGUGCUGUAUGUACCAGGUCUGGCCAGAGCUUCUCCAUGACAGUGUGUCUUGAGUCUGUACACCGUCCUCCCUCUAGAAGCCGGCAGCACACUCAUGUUGGGGACAAGCAGAACCAUUCUCUUCCUUUUUACCUCUUAAAACAGCAAAGUGCAAGAAUACAGCUGGAGGGUCAUUGCUUUAACUUAUAUAAAAUAUAUCUGUCUAUAGAGAGGAUAUAAAGUUGUGAAUUUAUUCGGUUUUACAUGUAAUUUUUAAAUUAGUAUGUUGAGAUUCUGAAUAUUAUGGUGGCCUAAAGUAUGCGUCUUAGUGCACCAAAUUAUUUAUACCAUAAAUUUAUAGAUAUUUUACUCUGAAUUCUAAUGGCCACACAAUUCAUUUUUCUGAUUCGAUAACUACUCAAACCGAACAACCAAUACAUACAUGGGAAUAGAGGCCCUGUGUGCUCAGUGCCUAUCAGUUUGAAUAUAUACACACACACACAUAUAUAUAUUUUUUUUACAUAUUUACGCCAUUUUUACUUGUUAUAAAACCACUGAGCUAUUGGGAACAAGACUUAGACAAUUAUUUGUGUGGAUUUUUUUUUAAAGGAAAAAUACAUUUGAAAAAUAUUCUCUUAUAAUGAUUAUUUGGGGAAUACAUACAUGUUUGUUCAGCCUUAAUGUGACUUGAAGAUCUGAAGGACAUCAGCUUUGAAAACUUUCCAUGAGAGUUUGUAUUUUCUUGAGCAAACUGAAAUAUUACUGGGAGCAAAAACAUAAGUGCAUAAUUUCAAUGCAAUCAACCAAACUGUUGAGUGAAUUGGAAUGUAACUUACUAAACCUCAUGUAUUUAAGAAAUGUUUUCUUUAAAAGCCAAGUUACCUUCUCAUAUACAGCAGUUUAGAAAGCAUGAUUUUUUUUUCUGUCAUCUGUUCCUCCAAGCAUGUUUAAUUGAAGGAAGAAUUAUAUCUGUUUAGAUAAGCUUUUAUUGACUUAAUUUGGUUAUGAUGUGGAGCUAAUUCACAUUCAAGAUAAACUGAUGUUCUCUGCUAGCAGAUUUCUUGGUUGGGUAUACAAAUGGUUAUUUCUUUUUGUUGUUAAUUGGAACAGCCUGUCAAUUAGUAGCACUAUUCCCAAGAUUGGUAUUGUUCCACACACAGUGACACACCUCAGCACUGCUUGGCAUUAUACAUUUAAGCACAGAGGUUAAAGUUUAGCUGUGGUUUUGUGCAGCACCAUAGUGAUGUCANUAUCCUAAAGUAUCACAUGGUUAGGUUUUCUUCAGUCAGGGAAGACUAGAAGGGAAGGCCAGUGAAUUGGCUUGAAUGUUGUAUGAGAACACCCAGAUCUAGCCAGAUAUUGAAAAAGGAGUUUAGGAUAUAAUUUGCCUGUGAUGUUUGGCAGUCAUUGUUUUUACUUUAAAAGUUGUAUUUAAAGCUAUUUGGGAUCGUUGCCGGGAGAAUCACUAUAUUCAUGGAGGAAUUAGCCACAAAUGACUUAGAAAAUACUGUCGUAUGGUUCAUUUUGCCAUUCUCUGUUGCAGGAAGCCACCCCACCACAGAAUGCUGAUAUGCCAGUGGUACCCAGUACCUCUUGUAUAUAGUUAUUGCAAAUACUGUUAUGAAAUGCAUAACUUCAAAAUUACCUUUUUUAAAGUAAAUAAUUGUUUGAAAUCUAUUUUGUAAAGAUAAAACGUACAAUAGAAUUUCUGGAGUACAGAUUAAACUAUUUGCACUAACACACGUGAUGUGCAUGAUUUAAUAAAAUAACUUUAAUCUCCCUUUG